Messenger RNA from Aspergillus neoniger CBS 115656, 303 nucleotides. RefSeq lists its product as uncharacterized. Gene Ontology annotation, molecular function: protein binding. The coding region runs from base 1 to 303 and encodes 100 amino acids. The transcript has a single exon. Lineage: Eukaryota; Fungi; Ascomycota; Eurotiomycetes; Eurotiales; Aspergillaceae. The record is from RefSeq and is a predicted model, not a curated record.
AUGACUAUCAAGCUCUGGAAUGCCGCGACGGGCGAGCUGCAACAGACCCUAGAAGGCCAUUCAGCUUCGGUUUCGGCCGUGGCCUUUCAUACCAGGGAACGCGUAGACACGAGUCCUACUUCCGAUCAGGCUGCGUCUCAGACAUCGCUAGCAGACCAGUGGGUAUAUCUGAAAGGCGAGAAGGUCUUGUGGCUCCCUUCUGAGUACUCUCAGUUUUCUUGCUACAGCACGAAAGACGGUGCGCUUGCUCUUGGAUAUAGAAGCGGUCGGGUGUUUAUUAUCCAAUUACUUGAACUGAAUUAG